AUUUGGGGGCGAAGCUGCACCGGCCCAGGCUCAUUGCUAUGGGCUGUUUCCUCAUGGCUGUAGGAUCCUUCCUCACAGGCCUGCCACACUUCUUCAUGGGACGGUAAAACAACUGAAAUUAAACUUGUACUUGUAGAGAUACUCCAAUGCGGAGGAUAGUUUCACUUUAGAAAUAAAGAAAUGUAUCCAGUUUUUGAUUAAUCUCAGGUAACUCAAACUAAAGUCUUGCGUAAUUGGUCAGCUGCUUGAUUAUGUUUUGGGGCCAUACAUGUUAAGAGAAGGGAUUAAGAGAUGCUAUAACUGAAGUGGUAAUGUUGGACCCAGGUGCAGAGAAGAGACCAGAAGAUGAAGCAGUGGUUCCAACCAGUGUCUCCACUGCUCAAGGGCCCACUUAACUGCCAAAAGCUCCCAGUUGUAUACAUCGUAGUUGCCUUCCGCUGGCGAGACCUGCUUGGAGUGAAAGGAGCAUGGGUGCAGUUUCUUGUCCUCCUUGUUCCACUGUGAAAGGACCACACCAGCUCCGGUGUCCGGGGCGUCCACCUCUACCACAAAGGGACGAGUAGGAUCAGGAUGAACGAGGAUGGGUUUGGAGGUGAAACGUCCCUUGAGCUCUAUGAAUGCCCUGUCAGCCUCGGGAUUCCUGCAAAAACCUGCUUGAGUGAGGUGGGACAGGGCCGUAAAUGUUCGGGGGGGUUUUGGAGAAGAUCGGGAUGUCGUCGAGGUGAACAAAGACGAACCGGUUCAACAUAUCCCUAAGAGUAUCAUUGAUCAAUGCCUGAAAGACUGCUGAUUUUAAGCGUUGCGGAGGUCCAGUUUGGUGAAGAAUUGGAUUCUUAGUGCCAACUCCGAGGCGGCGGACAUCGGGUGAGUUGAACCUGCCUGUGGGUGCAGUGGGGAUAUUCCUGGGAGGUCUACUGAUGAAGAGGUAUAAGCUUGGCAUUGUGUCUGGAUCCCAGAUGUCUUUCGUCAUCUCCUUCAUGGCCUACCUCCUCCUCCCUCUGCAGUCUGGCACUAAGUGUGACAACGUUCAGGUGGCUGGUCUGACCCUGUCCUAUAACGGAGUUUAAACGAAGAUGAUCCACAUGAUCAUCAAGGUUUGGAAGGUCAAGUCCAGAAAAUGAAGAAUGAUAUCCUGGGUUUAAACUAUCCAGAAGAUAGUGAAGUGAAGGAUCCCCUGCCUCAGAUCGAGCUCAAGGCUGUGACAAGGAGAAAAGUUAAGACCAAGAGGAAGACCAGUGCCAACAGGUCCACAGUUGAACAGAGCACUGAUACUGAUGCAGCUGAGAGAGAUUUUGUUGAUAAUCAGAAUGAUGAAGAAGAGGAUGAGGUGAAGAAGGAUCCUCUGCCUCAGAUGGAGCAGGAUGCCGUGAAGAGAAAUAAAGUCAAGACCAAGAGGACCAAGAGAAACAAAGUGGAGCAGAUUACUAAUACAGAUGCAGGUCCCUCUACAUCUGUGGAAUUCUCUGGGAUGGCAGUUCAGGGGACAUCUCACCAGGGACAAUCUAAUGAAAAGAUCCUAAGUGAGUGUGUCUCCAGGGCCUGUCAGACCAGGGCUCUUGACCUCCCGCCAAUCGAUCCGGAUGCUUUCAACCCGAUUAUCAUCCGGUUUCUGGAAAAACUUACUGAGGAGCAAUGGAGGCAGUUAAGCAUUGGCAGGAUGGACCCUGUGAUGAGGGCAUUGCUUGCAGAGAUGUGCCUGCAGAUUGUGCGGUUUGUAUCUGAGGCCAUCCUGGAGGUCAUCAUCCCUGCAAUUUUCCGUUUUGUACGGAUAUACAGCCAUGUGUCUCCAGUAUCCGGCAAGUCUCUGACAGAAUCAGAGAGAUCCUCUAGCACAAACCUGAAGGUUCGCAAGAGAGGCAGCAGCAAAUCCUCAAGGUCUUGCACGGCCAAAUCAAGCUCCUCUCGUAAUGGGUCUCAGACAGUGUUGCCAAAUACUCAGGGAGAUGGUGAGUCUAUUUCAUCUGAGCCACUCAGUGACUUUUUUGGGAUCACUGAGGACAGUCUCCUCACUGGUGUCCAGGAUUCCUUCAAAAAGUCACUGAACAAUGUCCUCUGUAUCCAAAGAGAGGGCCAGGUAGACACUCAAAGUCUAUCCCGGGUUAUUGUUGGAGAAGUGUCAAAGAAGGUCAAUUCCAUAAUCUCUGUGGCCAUCCAAACUCCCAUCUCUGGGCGAAUGUCCCCUGUCAUUUUUGCCAGUGGUGGUGUCUCCAGCACCAAGGUGGUUGAGGAGAUGGUGUCUGGCAUUUCCAACAUACUUCAGAUGUACAUUAAUGGGAAGAGUGUUGAGCAGAGUGUUGUUCUCAUAGAGGAUGGUGUUGAGGUGGAUAUGACACAUUUAACAGGACAGGUCAUGACAGCCCUCAGUGGCACUGUUUUGAACUUCAGCAAUAAGGAGGAAAAUGAACCCGACAAGAGGGAACUGCUUUGUGUUGUUGCUGACCACAUGAAGAUGCUUGAAGCUUGUAAAAGUCCCGAGGAGAUGCUAAAACAAGGAGAGAGCAACCUAAAUAUCAAAGGUGCCAAAUCUAGUCUUCGUCUGUCAACACAAAGUAUGGACAGACUACUCACUGAGGAGUUUCAGACCAAGGCCAUUGAAUCGAUCCGGGAGAUCGUUAAAAGAUUCAGGGGUUGUACAUCAUGUUGUUCUGGCACUACAUCAUCUAGUCCAACUCCUAGGAUAGGUGAGAUCAGAGACCUUAUGAUUGACCCUGAGGCUUCUGAGUUGGUAAGUACCUUUGUUUCAGACAUGGACAAUCUUACCCAGUCUAUCAGGGCAUCCUGCUCCCCUGCACAGGGUGAGCAGAUCCUUCUUGAAAACCAUCAAAGUAAGAUCUGGUCUUACACUGUUGGUUGUUACUACGACAUGAAAAAUACGCUGAAGAGGCUUCUUACCUGUCCAGAAAAAGGGGAUCUCGCAAGUACAUUUGUGGAGAGCACAAAGAUUCUUUCACAAUGGUUCCAACUUUGUGCCUGGACGUCGGUCAUUCCAGUAAUGGUGAGGCUGACACAUCAGACUCCAUUUUUUGUAAACCACUUUUAAUAACCCCCUCAUCUAUGAAUGAACAAAAAGGACAAAGUGAGACCCCAAAACCUCUCUUGGCUCUCAAAAAGUAUUUGCAAGACCAAGUCCUCCUUGACACCACAAAAGCGAUUGCCAGCCAGGUUCUAGUCUUGUAUAAGACUGAGGUGAUGGAGAAGUUCUCAUCUUCUGUUGGAGAGUGUGAUUCUGAAGAGUCUCUGGAGGCCAUUCUAUUUGUGGAUGGCAUCAUGUCUGACUUGAAUGAUUUCACCAGUUCUUGUUCCGCCUCACCAUCUGAGUUGUUAGACAGUGAACAAUGUCUCUCCCAUCUCACUUUUCCACUUGGUCUGCAGGACAGCACCACCAACAGUGAAUCUACCCAGAGUCUUCCAGUUAUAAAUAUGACAAAACUCUCCAGUGUGUCUUUCCAGACAAAGGCUAGAAAGGCAGUGAGUGAAGCUCUGAGAUCUGUCAACCCCUUUACAAACAGCUUACUGGGAGACUCUGAAGCAUCUAAAUUACUGGACACUUUUGUAACAGAUGUGGAGACUAUUGUUCAGUCCAUGCAGGCACAUGAAUCUGAAAUUCUCAGAAUUUCAAAAGUGAGCACCCUUUCUGCUGCUCGUAUUAUAUAUCAUAGAUUUCGAGAAAUGCUGAGGCGUUUUCUCACUUCCUGCCAAGACUCUGUAAAGGUCAUCGAUGGUGUUACACCAAUAUAUGAUGAGACUCUCAAACAGGCUCCUAGUG
Molecule: messenger RNA, 3766 nt
Organism: Oncorhynchus masou masou (cherry salmon)
Lineage: Eukaryota; Metazoa; Chordata; Actinopteri; Salmoniformes; Salmonidae
Exons: 10
Coding region: 1118-3040 (640 amino acids)
Source: RefSeq, a predicted model, not a curated record